Messenger RNA from Hypoxylon fragiforme, 1931 nucleotides. Its product is annotated as putative clathrin-associated adaptor complex medium chain. Gene Ontology annotation, molecular function: clathrin-cargo adaptor activity. The transcript is spliced from 3 exons. Lineage: Eukaryota; Fungi; Ascomycota; Sordariomycetes; Xylariales; Hypoxylaceae. Gene Ontology annotation, cellular component: cytoplasmic vesicle; AP-2 adaptor complex. Bases 125 to 1438 code for a protein of 437 amino acids. Gene Ontology annotation, biological process: intracellular protein transport; clathrin-dependent endocytosis. The record is from RefSeq and is a predicted model, not a curated record.
AGCUUGGCAAUAGCAACACCGACCGAGAUUCAUUAAUGAUUAAUCCUUCAACUUUCCGUCACCGUCAUUCUUCCUCCUCCUCCUCCUCCUCUUCUUCCGUCUUCCUUCUUACAAGGUCGGCAAGAUGCUUUCCGGCAUCCUGAUCUUUAACCAGAAGGGCGAGAACCUCAUCUUUCGGGCUUUUCGAAAUGACUGCCGACCUCGUCUGGCCGAUGUCUUUCGAAUUCAAGUCAUCUCGAAUCCCCAGGUCCGCUCACCUAUUCUCACCCUCGGCAGCACUACCUUUAGUCACGUCAAACACGAAAACAUUUAUCUAGUCGCUAUCACCAAGAGCAAUGCGAAUGCUGCCUUAGUCUUCGAGUUCCUCUACCGGCUGAUCCAGCUUGGUAGGGGUUACUUUGGCAAGUUCGAUGAAGAGGCCGUCAAGAAUAACUUUGUGCUUGUCUACGAACUUCUAGACGAGAUUAUCGAUUUUGGAUACCCCCAGAAUACCGAAACCGAUACGCUAAAGAUGUAUAUUACAACCGAAGGUGUUAAGUCCGAACGCGCUGCCGAAGACUCAGCCAAGAUUACCAUGCAAGCCACUGGCGCAUUGUCGUGGAGAAAGGCCGAUGUUAAGUACAGGAAAAACGAGGCAUUCGUCGACGUGAUUGAGGACGUGAACCUUUUGAUGUCCGCUACCGGCACUGUGCUCCGUGCCGAUGUCACCGGUCAGAUCAUCAUGCGCGCAUAUCUCUCCGGCACCCCCGAAUGCAAGUUCGGUCUCAAUGACCGCCUUCUACUGGAUCACGAUGGUCUUCAGUCGCUACCGAGUGGAAACAGACUCGGCAGCAAAGCUACGAAAGCAGCCGCCGGAAGUGUUACCUUGGAGGAUUGUCAGUUCCAUCAAUGUGUGAAACUAGGCAAGUUCGACUCAGACCGAAUCAUUUCUUUCAUCCCACCCGACGGAGAAUUUGAGCUUAUGCGCUACCGAGCAACCGAGAACGUCAAUCUACCCUUCAAGGUGCACGCCAUCGUUAAUGAAGUUGGCAAGACCAAAGUCGAGUAUAGCAUUGGCGUCAAGGCGAAUUUUGGCAGCAAGCUAUUCGCAACCAACGUGGUUGUCCGCAUCCCAACUCCGCUCAACACCGCUCGUAUCACGGAACGUUGUACUCAGGGGAAGGCUAAGUAUGAACCAAGCGAAAAUCAUAUAGUAUGGAAAAUUGGUCGCUUCACCGGCCAGAGUGAAUUUGUGCUGAGUGCUGAAGCGGAGCUCACUAGCAUGACGAACCAGAAAGCCUGGUCACGCCCACCCCUGAGUAUGAGCUUCAGUCUUCUCAUGUUUACCAGUUCAGGUCUGCUCGUACGCUACUUAAAGGUGUUCGAAAAGAGUAAUUACUCGAGCGUGAAGUGGGUGAGAUACAUGACACGAGCAGGGUCCUAUGAAAUUCGUUUCUGAUCGGAUCAAACGAUAAUACUUUCGAGUCUACCUCGACCGCAUAUCGCGGGAGACUUUACUAUAACUCUCCUCGCAAAUUAAUGAGGGUCUUGUCUUAACGACACCCCUUAAAUCGGUUACGGCCAAUGUUUCGAUCAUCAUCCCGAGAUAUCGACGAGAUUGAAACAUGAUGCAUAUAGCACCCUGCUAUGUAAGGUGCUUUCAUGGGUGUAGUCGAUAGGCUAUUCGACCUUACCCCAAAUACCAGAUCUGCCCGCGAGGGUAAGACGACAGAAAUGAAUAGUCGUCGGAUAUAGUGCACAAAUUUCAAUAGUGGUGUACUUGUUUGUAGCUCUACGUAACGGAUAUAUCCCAUACCUUUCACAUAUUGGAUGUGAUGAAGUUAGGACUUGCAGAAGGGACUGAGUAGAAGAUUAAAUGAUUAGUAUGAUUAGUAUAACCCCGCGGGAUUAUACACCUACCUAGGUAGUAAUGACAAAUCUACCAACCAGAU